Molecule: messenger RNA, 192 nt
Organism: Peronospora matthiolae
Lineage: Eukaryota; Oomycota; Peronosporomycetes; Peronosporales; Peronosporaceae
Source: the annotation of a GenBank genome assembly
AUGACGGUCGGAGUGAAGGUCCGUGCAGGAGUGAAGGUCCGUGCAAGAGUAGAGGUCCGUGCAGGAGUGAAGGUCCGUGCAGGAGUGAAGGUCCGUGCAGGAGUGAAGGUCCGUGCAGGAGUGAAGGGCACUAAAGUGGGUGAAAGACCGCCCCGCGCGUCGGACGGGACCGGCGACGGGCUUUCCGGCUAA